AUGGCACUCCAGCAGCCACGCCAAUUUCCCACCACUGGGUUCGAAGUAAUCGACCCAGCCCAGAAGCUCGAAGAAGAAAGACUGCCAUUUUACAUCUGUGAUGAAUAUUACCCGAUGCAAAUAGGAGAGGUCAUUCAUGUACACCACCAAGUUGUCGCUAAACUUGGUUACGGCGUGACCUCAACUGUAUGGCUAGCUCGCGAUCUUCGUGAUGCCAAAUAUUGGGCACUCAAAGUGUACAUCAACACCAUGCAGCACAAUCAGGAACUUCUUGUGUACAAACAUCUUGCAAACGCUCCGACAAACACUCCAACUGAGCUCGGCUUCCAAAAUGUCCGCCAGAGUCACGAGUCCUUUCAAAUAGAUGGCCCAGCUGGAAAACAUGACGUGCUUGUUAUGAAGCCCCUAGGAAUGAGUCUCCGAUCGUUCCAAGACAUGCAACAAACCGGCUUCUUUCCGCGCGAAACCGUCGCCGGUGCGAUGGGGCAGGUUUUUCUAGGCAUGAAUCUGCUUCUUGAGGCUGAUGUUAUUCAUACCGAUCUGCACGCGGAUAAUCUUUUGAUCGCGCUCACAGACGAAUCAAUUCUCUCAAGAGUGGAACAAAAUGAGAUCGACACACCCAUUGCACGAAAGCAAUUAGGGGAAAGAUUUAUCUACGGUUCUCAAUACGUGUUGGGAGGUGCAGGACCGCUGGUCAUUUCCGACUUUGGUCAAGCACGCAUUGGUGCAGAACAACACGGAAAUGCUAUGCCGGUACCAUAUCGCGCACCUGAAGUGAUUCUGGGCAUGCAAUGGGGGCCCGAGGUAGAUAGGUGGAGCGCUGGGUUACUGGCUUGGGAUCUUCUCGAGAAAGAGAAGCUCUUCGACGUGUACGACAGCGAGUCCCAGGAGCACAAUGACGCCUGCCAUCUUGCAGCCAUGACUGCGCUCAUGGGUCCGCCACCUCGUGCGAUUGGACUGGACUGGUCCCUCUUCCCACCGAGAGAACUUUUGAAUCCUUAG
Beauveria bassiana ARSEF 2860 is the source of this 1002-nucleotide messenger RNA. Its product is annotated as protein kinase. NCBI's taxonomy places the organism in Eukaryota, Fungi, Ascomycota, Sordariomycetes, Hypocreales, Cordycipitaceae. Gene Ontology annotation, biological process: spliceosomal complex assembly; protein phosphorylation; regulation of mRNA processing. The transcript has 5 exons. The record is from RefSeq and is a predicted model, not a curated record. Bases 1 to 1002 code for a protein of 333 amino acids. Gene Ontology annotation, molecular function: protein kinase activity; ATP binding.